Stylophora pistillata is the source of this 744-nucleotide messenger RNA. RefSeq lists its product as uncharacterized. Lineage: Eukaryota; Metazoa; Cnidaria; Anthozoa; Scleractinia; Pocilloporidae. The record is from RefSeq and is a predicted model, not a curated record.
UUUACCUACUUGUUUGACAACGCAACCACUUGGGGAUCUGGCCGUAACAGGCUAUUCUUCCACGCUUUAGAGAAAAUCACCCAUUACAUGUAUUAUAUAUUUCUUGACGAUGACAUUUCUCUAACGUUCAACAGAAAAGCAACUCCAGCAAUGACACAACUCAGUCCAAUUCAAGUUUUCCAAAACUGGCUUCUGGAUUAUGAACCUGCAGUUGGUGUAGUGGACUACAGCAACAAUCCAGCAAAUUCCUUAAUUCAAUUGAAUCGGAAGAUUUGUAACAAAUCCUUUGUAACCAACACCUCCGUUGCAAGUCCGAUCAUAUUUUUCGAUCCUGUUUUCAAUGCCUUUCAUGCAAAAGCAGUCGUGCACAUAUUUCCACUGGAUACACGGUAUGAACAAGUUAACUGGUGGUUCACUGAUAAAUAUCUUUGUUCAGUAGUGGAGUUAAAGUUUCGUGGGCAAGCGCUGUUGUUUUUUCCUGUGACAGUCCAGAAUCCUCUACAUCGUCCAUAUCCGAGGUCUCUUGCUGGAGAGCAGGCAGCCUGGAGAGCAUUCAUUAAAGAUAUAAAAAGAGAUGUCCCUGAGCGAUUCGCAAAUCAUAGCCUACUUAGGAAAUUCAAAAAGGAUCCACAAUUAUACACGAGAGAAUCUCAGACUUACUGCAUGAAUGUAACCCGUCACCAGGAAAUUGUGCCAUUUGCGCACUUUACCAAAGAAGAGGAUCGAAGAAAAAAAUACAAGUAG